AUGACGGGUUAUUUUGUCACAUGCUCGGUGACUCUCCUAAUAGCUGGAAGUGUGCUUGGUCGGCAAGCAGAGAGCCUUUAUGAUAAUGCUCUUUCGGGAGAUGAACCCAGGAGUUUAGCAGAAAACGCAGACGUACCGACAUCAUUUCUAGGAACCGAUUUCCGAUUCCUGUUUAGGAUCUAUAAUGAUUGUUCGCAGAGGGACAUGAGUUCGUGCUUGAAGAUGAAACUUGUAACAGCUUUGGAUCGGGCACUGAAAAGUCGCUCAGAUCUGAAGGUGUUUGAAGGGGUGGCUUUUACCCGUGAUCCUUCAGCGAUUAGUGAUACAAGUGUUAAUGGGAAUCCGAUAAGUGAAGCGGAGCUGGAGGCUAGUCUCCCACGAGGACUCCAAGAUAAGGAAGAUCUUCUGGAUGGACUGAUUAUGGACAAAAUCCUGGCAUUCUUCAAAAACCAUGUACUUCAAUUCAAACUGCCGUCUGCACAAGAAUUCCAGAGAAGUCUGGCAGAAGAGGGUCGGAGGAGAAGAAGGGGCUCCGGGAUGUAUAUCCUUUUCCCUAUACUGAUCCUGGGGACCCUCGUUCCCUUGGCCCUGGGAAAACUGGCGCUCCUCGCCGGCAAGGCCUUCAUCAUCAGCAAGCUGGCUCUGGUUUUGUCAGGGAUCAUUGGACUCAAGAAGCUGCUUGGAGGUUCCGAUGGAGGGCACCACGAAUCCUCAUACCAGGUUGUGUCUGCGCACGGUAGCAAGCGCAGCUUCGAAGACCCUCAUCUGUUGGCUUACAGGAGCUACGCCCCCUC
Messenger RNA from Cryptotermes secundus, 794 nucleotides. RefSeq lists its product as uncharacterized. The annotation marks the transcript as partial. NCBI's taxonomy places the organism in Eukaryota, Metazoa, Arthropoda, Insecta, Blattodea, Kalotermitidae. The transcript is spliced from 2 exons. The record is from RefSeq and is a predicted model, not a curated record.